Molecule: messenger RNA, 3930 nt
Organism: Bacillus rossius redtenbacheri
Lineage: Eukaryota; Metazoa; Arthropoda; Insecta; Phasmatodea; Bacillidae
Gene: Tango2
Product: transport and Golgi organization protein 2 homolog
Exons: 6
Coding region: 2144-2995 (283 amino acids)
Biological process (GO): Golgi organization; protein secretion
Cellular component (GO): Golgi apparatus
Source: RefSeq, a predicted model, not a curated record
GUAGCUGGGCUGAUUCAUAGCUUUAGCAUGUGUUGAAGUGAUUUGAGAAAUUAGUGAAGGCUGAUUUGGAUGAUAAUUGUGUUGAAUAUUUACAUACAUUUUUUUUUUUUACUUGAUUCAAGAUGGAGGAGGUGAAGGAAUGGAGGUGAGGCUGAAUACUAAAUUGUGAUAAUGGGUUCUAUAAAUGAUGCUUGGUCAUGUUUUUUUAUUCUCAUAUUUUCACAUUUUUGUUUUUUUUUAUCCUUUUACUCUUCAUUUUUGACACAUCUAGAGUAGUAGAGAGAGGGAGAACUCCAGAAAACACUUUAGAGAAGGAGACUAAAAGGGGAAAAAAAAACUCUGGUCACAAGAAUGACUGGGGGAUUAAAUAAAUUAGCACUGUGUUGGAAGAAAUGUUGUAUAAUUCAGGAAGGAAAAAGGAAAGUAGGGGGCAUGCUUGGUACCGAGUUUGUGUCCAAUAGCAGCACAGGGUUUGGUUCAAUUAAAUUCAAAAGCUUCGAACAAGGGCUACGAAAGCCAGCGAUCAUUAUUAUUGAUGAAUAAUCAGCCCUUACAACAUAACCAUAAUUUUCUUUUCACCCCUAAACAGUGUCACGACAGGUCAGUCAAGUGAGUGUCUUUUGUUUUCUAAUAUAAUAUUCUUUUAAUAAAGUAAGUGCAAACACGGCCAAGGACGCUCCCUAGCGGGCGACGACGGAACUAAUAUAUAACUUUAUUCAAACUAAUUUCAUGCACAAGUAAUUAUUACAGACGGUCGGGUCGUGGAUGUGUGUAUGUUAAAUUUAUAAAGAGUUCCUGUUAUUUUCUAUAAUAACCCGGGGCACGCAGUCGCAAAGAUGUUAACGGUAAUUGUGUUCGGCGCGAAGGGCGCCAUGUUUCCUGCCGCGAGCCUUGUCUCGCCCUAGUCUCCUUCUACAGCCGGCCGAGAGCUGACGUCUCUGCAGACACCCGGAGGACAUCACCGUUGUCUCACCGAUAAGUAGUUCUGCUAAUUUAAAUAAUUCAAAUCGUUUUCUUUCUCAUCCUCGGGGCCUCUCUCGGUCGGUGGGGCUGUGUGAUUAUUAAUUUUUAUACUCUCAGGAGUUUUUCACCACCUGCGUUUUACGUAAAAGCUUGAGGCGGCCACGUGUGUGGUCCGCCUCCUCACAGAUUCGUGCCUCGGGCGUUUUAACUGUGUAAAGGGAGGAUUGUAUGAGGACGUGUAAUGUAUCAAUAAAAAUACAGCUUAAUUAAUUCACGUGUCUUUGUGUUCGGGGGGCCACGUGGGUCCUUAACCCAGCCAGCGGCAUGUGGGACGCCCUAAGAGCCCACUGCGGUUAGGUAGAAGCGUGCCCGACACUGAGAGCGGGCUGGGUUAGGAACAGGUGCUAAAUUCGAGAUCAGGAGGGCAAAUAUCUCGCCUCACAUGGGCCACGUAACGCUUUGAGUAAGAGCCUCUAGCCGGGUCCACGUGCCCUCACGUGGUGGCAACCACUAUUAACAUAACUAGUUCAAAACUUAACACCGGUACGUCCAUGUUAGGCUGAUUGCAGGUACAACUAACAGUUCAUGCAUAGUGGGUACCUAAUGAUAAAUAUUUUUUAUUUCACUAAGGUGAUGAGUGUAUUUAAUUAAAUGUUUCAAAAACAGAACUAUUAAUUUUUGCAGCAUGAACUAAUAACUAGGAAUUUCAUUAGCUUAAAUAACUACACAGAUUAGCUGUUCCAACAAAGAUUUAAUUGUUUAAUUAACGACCAGUUGUAAAUCGUAGUUAAAUGCGUCCUUGUUAUAAUUACGCAAUAAAAAGUCUGGUAAACACCUGCCAGACAGCAUCCUUCAGAUUGUAACUGAUAACGCUACAGGUUAAAGUGCACAUUGACAGUCAUUUUCAUACGUGUCACAACCCAACACGUCGAGGACUGCAUUUCAAAAGUUUUGUUAACCCUUUUGACUUCAAAUAUGGCGGAGAUUUUGAAGUUUAGUUAAUGUACACUUCCUACAGGUAGCGCAAAUAUCACACGUAACGUAGACGUAACGCAGUCACCAUAUCUGCGAGUUCAGUUCAGCUCUACGUUCGUUUCACACGUGAUCAGUUUCAUAUUUGGCGAGUGUUUCGCCUUCAAAGACUUAUUGAAAAGUACUGCGGAGUAGUUGAUGAGGUGAUAUGUGCGUAAUAUUUCUUUACACCAACCCUGACGCUGAAGCCGGUCAGUUUCGACUGAUUCUAGCCACCAACCGAGAUGAAAGUUACAAACGACCAGCCAAGCAAGCCCAUUUUUGGGAUGAAUCUCCUACCAUCAUUGGAGGCCGGGACAUGGAGCCGGGGCGCGAAGGCGGCACCUGGUUCGCCAUGUCCAGGAAGGGCAGGCUCGCAGCCCUGCUCAACGUGAUGGGCGGCACCUCGGCGCACGCGAAGGGCCGCGGGAGCCUCGUGCCGGAGUACCUGGCUGCGGGGUGCGACGCGGGGGCCCACCUGUCCGGCCUGCAUAGCAGAGCGCACGAGUACAGCAGGUUCAACCUGCUGGCCGUCGACGUGAGGAGAGACGGCAUCGACGUGCACCAGCUGUCCAACACCGGCGACGUGGGGAGGACGCACGCGUCCGGCCAGGGGUUCCACGGCGUGGGGAACCACUGGCUGGGGCGCCCCACCCGCAAGGUGUCCGCGGGGCUGUCGCGCUUCGCGGGCGUCGUGGAGGGCCCGGGGCGGGCGACCGCGGCCAAGGAGGAGCUGGUCGACGGGCUGCUCGCGCUGCUCAAGUGGGACGAGAAGCACUACCCUGACCCUGUGCUCGAGUCGUUGGCCUCGAAUUCUUCCCCCGAGAAACGGCAAGCUCUCAGCUCUGUGUUCAUCAGCUUCCCGGGAGCGGCCUACGGCACUCGGACACACACCGUAGUACUCAUUGACUAUAACGACAAAGUUGACUUCUUCGAAUGGACAAUGGCACAGCCAAUACAGCCAGACAACCCCCAGUGGGAGAAACAGCACUACACCUUCCAGCUGGACUAUGACAAUUAGUUCCUUUGUGGGGCGUAAGUGGAAUAAUGUGCUGUGAUGUAUCAUACGGGCAAAGAAAGGAAUAACAUACAGUAGAGUCACGAAUAACCAAGUUUCUGUAUUAUCAAAACCGACCUAAAGAGUCAUUACCGGCAGACACUGUUCAAACAUUUGCUCGAGGACCUUGAAAAUUAUCAAACUGUUGUCGAAAGCCUAAAGAAAAUUAACCUCAAACAUGCCAUUUACUGGUUGGGCAAAUAAUGGACUGGCGAAAAAGAAUCUACACUGAGGAAAGGAUUGAAUAAAAUCACCCCACAAAAUUAUGUAUUAUCAGAGAAUUUGCUCAUCUGAGGUUGCCUUGGUCCACAUUGACUGUUAAUCAAAGCUAUACUGUAUUUAGGUAUUUACAAUUUUAUGUUGAAAGAUAUUUACCAAGUAAAUUAGUGUCCGUCAUGUAGGUACAGCGUAUAGUGUACAGUAUUUGUUAGAAUUAAAUACUACCUCAAAUUUGACAAUCUACUUAGCAAGAUUACUAAUUAAAAUUAUAAUUUUCUAAUCUAGUUAUAAAUAAGAAUAAUAGGCUGCUGCUUAACUACUAAAAGGGUACAAUUACAGGUGCUAAUAAAUGGUUGCAAGAUCUUACUAGCUGAACCUGUUUCCGUGGGUUAAAACUAGCAAAGUUUACCAUUGGAGGUCAGAUGGGAAGCUAAGGAUAGUAUUAAAGAGGUAAAUCAACUGCUAGUUGGUUUCCUCUCAAACAGCAGAUUCUUGAAAGUAUGUGACAUUAUAAUAAUUUUAUAAUGAAUAACAAUUUUGUUUGAUUUUCUGAACCAACCGUAAGUUAAUGUGUGUAGUAUCUGUGAUAAUUGUACAGUAAGAGUAUAUAUGUAAAUAAAAAUUAUAUAUCCUUGUUCUCAUUAUUACGUUGUCAAGUUCAAAUAAAAUAUUUUAGCUCA